GUGGACAGGAGAGUAUUGCAAACAGUAGAGUAUUGCAAACAGGAGAGUAUUGCAAACGCUCCCAUCGUGACCUGAGAUUGACAACCAGCGAAUCGUCAAGAAGCAGAUGUGAGAUGAGCUCACUGUGGCUGCCACUUCUACUAAGCUCAGUCAUAUGGGCAGAGGAGGAUUAUUUUCAUAUUUCCCCCAAUGCCACAUGGGACAACUACACUUUCCCUGACCGAAAUACCACAUGGGAUGAGGCCAGGGACCACUGCCAGAAAUGUUUCAAAGAACUGACGACCAUCACCAGUAGAAACGUCCACCUCAUUGUGCAGGAGGACGCCUCUUUGGACUACUGGAUCGGGCUGCGCAGAAGUUACAAUGGCACCGUCUCAUGGUCCAAAUGGUCCAAUGGGAAACCCGUUACUUAUCAGAAUUGGUACCCUGGUCAUCCUGUGCCAAAUAAAGAAAAGAAAAUGAUUCCUAGAUGUUUCUCAACUACAGAAACUCCACCGAGCACCUUAAUAACUACUACAACACAAACCUCUCCAGAAACCUCUCCAGUAACUACUCUGGUAACCUCUCCAGAAACCUCUCCAGAAACCUCUCCAGUAACCUCUACAGUAACUACUCUGGUAACCUCUCCAGAAACCUCUCCAGUAACUACUCUGAUAACCUCUCCAGAAACCUCUCCAGAAACCUCUACAGUAACUACUCUGUUAACCUCUCCAAAAACCUCUCCAGAAACCUUUACAGUAACUACUCUGGUAACCUUUCCAGAAACCUCUCCAGAAACCUCUCCAGUAACCUCUACAGUAACCUCUACAGUAACCUCUACAGUAACCUCUCCAGAAAUCUCUCCAGAGACAUUUCCAGAAACAUCUCCAGAGACAUCUCCUCCUAACACACCAGAAGAUACAUGUCCUAUACUGACUGGAAUCCUCGAUUGCUUAAAUAUAACAUAUUAUGAUCUUGAAGAUGUAGUGCAAAAUUGCACAUGUGUGAAACCCCAGAUUGUCACCCCUAAGACCACAACAGAUUGCACCACCCCUCAUGCCACCACAUUUAGCACCAUCUUUAGUACCACAACAUCUGGCACCACAACAGAGAGCACCACGUCAGAAAGCACCACAUCAGAGAGCACCACGACAGAAAGCACUACAUUAGAAAGCACCACAUUAGAAAGCACCACAUUAGAAAGCACCACGACAGAAAGCACCAUGACAGAAAGCACCAUGUCAGAGAGCACCACGACAGAGAGCACCACAGCCAGCAACUGCAUCUUCGAACCCGAGCCAGAUCCUGACGUGUACAUCGAGGAUGCUUGCGUGGUCCUGCUCAGCUAUGGCAUGUGGAAAGAAAUAAAUUGCAAUGAAAGUCAAUACUUCAUCUGUUAUGAUGGUAAGGCCUUUGUUUUAGAGCACAUCAUAUUGUUCAAUUUAUAUUGUUGGCCCUCUUGCUCUCUUCAAAUAAAGGUACCAAAAGUGGAGCACUUUAUUGGUGAAAUAUCCAUUACCAAUGUGACAACAAGAGCGGGCGAACUGAGCUGGAGUGAGGCACCUGGUAACAUUACUCACUACAGAGUGAUAGUCACUGGGAACCAGAAAAACCAGACGCUGAUCUGGAGAAAGGCACCUGGAAACAACACUGACUCCACAGUGGAAAUCACUGGGAACCAGUCACUGAGCUCGAGUGAGGCACCUGGAAGCACCACUUACUCCACAGUGGGAAUCACUGGGAUCCAGACACUGAACUCGAGUGUGGCACCUGGAAACACCACUGACUCCACAGUGAGAAUCACUGGGAACCCAACAAACCAGACAUUUAAUAAUAAAACUUGGUUGUAUAUAGACAUAGAGAAUCUGACACCAGGAAAUCUGUACAGUGUUCAGGUGAUUCCUGUGAAAUGUGGCAGGGAUCUCAAUCCGCAGAAUAUCUCCUUCUAUACCAUACCCUCUAGUGUGGAAAAUCUGACAGUAGUGAACGUGACAACUUAUACUGUCAGCCUCAAAUGGAGUAAACCAGAAGGAAACUAUGCAUUCUAUAAAGUAGCUGUAACAAACAUGCCGGAUCAUAAAUGUCCAAGUGAAGAGUGCACUAUUACAGGUCUAACUCCAGGAAACAAGUAUGAAUUCAUAGUCAGAGCUACAGUGAACGAGACUACUUAUGGUGUGCCAAACAACGUUUCUAAUUACACUAAGCCUUCAAAGGUUGUAAACCUAACAUCAUUAAAUGAUAACAACACAGUCAUUACAGCCUCUUGGGAGCAACCUCUUGGUAACCAUUCAGGGUACCGCUUUUGUCUUUAUGAAGGCAGUGACUGUACUACCUGUGAGAAUGCAACAAACUGCAGCAAUACAACAAGCAAAUCAAUACAAGAGGCUGAUAAAACAGAUGGCACCAAGUAUUGCCUGUGUGUGGCAGCACUAACAAACAAUGACACCCUACAAGGAGAAAUGGUUGGAAUCCCAGCAUACACACUCCCAAAUACUGUGGACCUCUCUUUGGACCCCAAAAGUGAUCGCAUAGAAGCCAGCUGGACAUUAGUAGCAGGGCAUUAUCAAAAAUUCAUUGUGACAAUUGAAACAACUUCUUUCUCUUAUAACAAAACUAACAGUACUAAGAGCUUUAGUUAUACUUUCCUCGGCCUGAAGGCAGGAGUGGAGUACAAAGUUACAGUUAUCACUGUUAAUGGUGACUUGACAAGUACCCCUGCUACAAAAUCAAUUUACACCUUCCCGACUAGUCCUAGUUGGGUAAAUGCUACUUCUGACAAAACCACCAUAUAUGUACAAUGGGGAGCUCCAAAGGAGUCAACAGGAGCCACGAUUGAGUAUAAGGUGGACUAUCGUGCUGCCUUUUGGAACAUAAAUGUUACAAAUUUUACAAACUCUACAAGCAUCACCUAUAAAAAUUUAAAUCCAGGAACAAGAUAUGACUUUAAUGUCAGAGUUGUGACCGAUCGUAAUAUGAGUUUGCCAGUCAGUACAUAUGCAAAAACAGAGCCUGAGAAGAGGACACUGAUCCUCACAAUGUUGUGCUCCUCUCAAACGCCACUUCAGUGUGAAAGUAAUGUUACUCAGACUGAUCUAUUAAAAGAGCUGAACGAAACAUUUUAUAAGAAAUUUGAAGACUCGGUCCACUGGAAGCUGAAGUGGGUGGAGAGGAAGGUGAACAAUCCUUAAAACAAACGCUGGGUUUAUAAAAACAGAUGGAUAUAGAAGCAGUCAACAUUUAUUGUGAUUCAUUUCUUAUCAAAUAUUUGUAUGAUUUCUAUUUAACGCCGACUCUCUGACCUUUGAAUCCCUAUGGAUACGAUCAUUACGUCAUAAAAACAUACUGAAUGUUUUUACAUCAACUCAUCAAGAUCAUUUCAGCUAAUUUUUUGUAUGCCAUACAAGAUUCUGCUCCAUUUUAAGAUUAUAUUAAAAAAUUUCAGGCAGCAAGUUGACACUAUUUUUUUUUACAGUAGCUAACAUGAAAAAAAUAUUACUGAAAAAAAUAUUACUGAAAUGUUGUGUGAUUUGUUUUGUUUUCUGAUCGUGAUUUUGGAUUUUGUUCUUUAGCAGACACUUUUAAGCUUUUCUUGAAAGAUGCUCUCAGUAGUUUGGGUUCUCAUUGGUUUUCAAUUGCAUUUUUUUUUCUUUUCACAAAAUGCAGUCCUGUACACUGUGAAUAUUGUGGUGUGAUGAUAAUUUACUGUAGUCGAGGGAGAUAUAAUUCAUUUGUGUAACACUGUAACAUGUAAUCAUUUUUGUCAGUGACAUUUGUUAUAGCUGCAUGUGAAUUGCAGUUUUAAUUUUUAUGGUGGAAUUUUUACUGUUACUAUUUUAGAUUUUUUCGGGGAUUGGUUUCAUUAUAAAUAAA
This is a messenger RNA of Megalobrama amblycephala (Wuchang bream), 3849 nucleotides long. RefSeq names its product mucin-5AC-like. Gene Ontology annotation, molecular function: protein binding. The transcript is spliced from 9 exons. Bases 114 to 3167 code for a protein of 1017 amino acids. NCBI's taxonomy places the organism in Eukaryota, Metazoa, Chordata, Actinopteri, Cypriniformes, Xenocyprididae. The record is from RefSeq and is a predicted model, not a curated record.